UCAUUGGCCGAGUCCUCCGGGAACGGGGCCAAUAGGAACAGGAACAAUAGAGCCUCAGCACCAAUGGACAGCACCGACGGGGGCGGGAACAAAGAGACCAGGAAAUGUAGUCACUGCCGUCAAUACGCACAUGGAGGUGUUGUUAAAGGUGCCUCGGGGGCUGGUCCCCGGGUCAGUGUCGGCAGAUGGCUGAGGGGGCCGGGGAGAGGGUGGCUCUGCAAGGCCACUUCCAGCCCGUGGACCCGGGACUUGGUGAUGGAGAGCCAGCUGAUGCCCAUCCCACCUUUGACCUGGCUGAGACCUCCCUGGGUGGGGGCCCUCUGUGUAGUCCCAGUUUUCAGCAACAGCAGGAACUGGAGUUGCAGGAGCCGCCCAGGCAGGUGCCCCUGGAGUGUGCCAGUGUGCAGGCCCGGGGGAUACUGACUCUGGGGAGGCCUGCCCCACCACUGCUGGCACCAGAAGAGGAAGCCAAGAACAGAAAGCGGCCAUGGUCCGCCAACGGGCCCAGCCUUGGCCCUCCCUUCCCACGGGGGAUAAGUGUCCCAGAUCUGCCAGCUGCUUUUUUCUUCCCAAGUGGUGGCUCCAACAGCCUGGACAUUCGAGCUGGGGGCCUCCAGGACACUCCCCGCUUCCCAAGGACGCAGGAACCCCUGCGGGCCGCCCGCCCUACCCCUGCCCAGCUGGGCCCCCCCCCACCUGUCUUGAGCCGGUUGAGCACAGAGCCAGUAGAGCCUCUGCCCUCAGAAGGCACCUGCCCUUGGGCGGCCGGAGGGGGCAAAGUCACGGGGCUGUAUGCCGAACUAGUGAAAGAGUUGGAGUUACAGAUGGCAGAGCUUCGGAGGCUGCUGGUCUCUAGGGAAGAAGCAGCUCUGCGGCAAGAGAGGAGAAUCCGUGAGCUGGAACUGGAAAAUCAGCAGCUCAAGGGUCAACUGCGGAGCCUAGAGGAACAGAACGAUCUGUUGUCCAGCACCCGCGGUGGCGAGGGGGUCAAAGAGGCCUCUCCCAACAGCAGCCUCAGCGCUGGGAGCCGCAGCCUGGCCAUCCCUAUGGGUGUGGCCUCUCUCUUCUCAGAUGUCAACGAAGGAAACAUCCAGUUCCUCAAAGGCCUGGCGUGGCUACUGGAGAGCAACAUGGCACUACAGGCGAACGGUCUUCCAGCACCGCUUCCCACAUCACCACCUGUGGAACCCAAGGGACUUCCCGCUGAGGCCCCACGAUCCCCACCAGUCUGUAAGCUGCGAGUAGGACUCCCCAGUGGCUUUCCAGCGUGGUUGAACUCUGAGGAUGGGGUGGGCAGCCCUGCUACGCUGAGUGAGGCCACCUGCCUGUGGGAGGAGAAUGUGCAGGAUACACUGCCCGAUGGAACCCCUGUGUGGGCGUCACCUGUAGAGGAGAAUGGGAGACCCAAACUGGAGCUGAUCCCCAACUCGGGGGUCUACAUCACUCACCACCAGCUAGAUGACCUCUCUCAGGUAUCAACAGACAAACCCAAGCUGAUGACCAGGCGUAUGUUGGAUUAUUUCUUCUCUCGGGAGACACUGGCUCGCUCCUCUGCCACUGGGCAACGAAUUGCACACAAUAACACCACCAUGGAGAAGCCCAUCCGGCUGCCUGUUGCUGUAGUCAAUGCCAUCAAAGAAUAUGUCACCAAGGUGUGUGGCCGUGGCUGUAACUUUAAUGCCGUCAUCAACAGCAAGUGUGGGACCUCAAGGAGGGCAGUCAAGAAGAUGAUUGUAAAGAUGGAGUGAGUGGGGUGAGGGGGGUGGGCCAGGUCCUACAAUCUGCUGGCAGAUACAUUAUUUUUAAAAAGCACCCUCCAAGCAAGCACUGCACCAUCAGGAGCUGUCUUCAGGAAAGUCAUGGUUUUCUGGGCAUAUUCCUGUUCUGAGGGCUAUAUCGGAAUUGAAUCCUAGUAUCUAGGAUCUCAUGUGAGCUGUGGAGUCUGGUCAGCUGGGCAGAGAAGAGAAAAAAAAAGUGAGGGAAUGAUUUUGUUGUCCCAUUCCCUUUGGCACUGCAGGCUUUGGGAAGGGCAGCCAGAGCUGAGGACUAGGUGGCCAGAGACUAUACAAUCUCCCCAACACCGCGCUCUUAUGUCCAUGUACAUUCUGGAAUCAAGCGAUGUUAUUUGGGGUAGUGAAAGGGAGCCUCACUGAAUGACCAGCUCCAUGCAGGGUUUAUGUUGGUCUCCCCUACCAGAGGUCUGUCUGCAGAGCAGGCAUCUUGAGAGAUCAAAAUUCAUGACCAAAAGACUUCACAGACUUUCUUGUACAUAAGCCAGAACAUUUCAAAUAAAGGUUGGAUUAAACCAAGGUCACUGCUGCUGCUGAUUGCCACAUCCUUCCAUUCUUUCUAGAUCAUGGGAUUUUAGAGGUAGGGAGAACUACAGCAUCUUUAGUCCAUUGGGGAAGUGCUUUGCUCAAGACCACUCACGUGCUAAACAAACAACAGUUAAGAGGCAAACUAGUGUGACCUCUGGGUCCUGAUGAUCUGUACUCUUCAGAACUCAGGUGGACUUGCAAGUUGCUACUCUUUCCUGUUGAUAAAAGGGCCUGUCUCAGGGGAAUUAAAGAGGAAGAUGCUUGGUCAGUGUCCACAUUUAGAGUUUUGAAACUUUCCUUAGAAACAGUUGCCAGGAAAGGGAAAAACCCUUGCUACCUGGGGGAAAAAGCAUAAGAACAGGGGUCUUCUGCUGAGGCAGAAAAGAGGCUGAUUUAUUAUUUAAUGCUAGAAUUUAGCAGUGUUUAAAACAAAAUAUUGUUUGCCAGUAUAGCAUAUCUGGGCUGGAGGAAUGGUGUUCAGAUUUAUGAUUUUGUCAGUGUAGAGUUCCCCGUGAGAAUUUUUUUUUUUUUUUUUAAACACAGAUGGGCAACUGUUCUGUUAACUAAUCAUCUUUAAUUGCUAGUGGAAAAAUAAGUUAGACACAACUCAUGACCCUGCCUUUCAAGGUUUAAGAGUCCCUAAACCUCCUGUUCUUAAUACCUGAGUUCCAAGUGGCUGUCGUGUACAAUUAGUAAGGAAGCAUUGAAAAAUGAAAAAACAUGGAACCUGCUAGAUCUCUCCUGCCACCCAACAUGUUGUAGAUAUGGAUACUGGCUCUAGUUCAUUAGGACAUGGUUUUAGAGGACAGCACCAACUACAAGUUCUCUGAGACAAGUAAUGACAAUGCUAGCUUCAUUUUGCCAUUAAGGAAACAGAUUUAGAAAGUUAAAUGACUUGUCUUUGGCUAGUGGGUUGAGAUUGGGAUUCAAAUCUCAGUUUGCCAAUUCUAAGAUUAGCAGCUAUGUGCCAUUCAGCCUCCAUGCUGUUAAGUGGAAAGUUGCCCAGAAAACACU
Molecule: messenger RNA, 3332 nt
Organism: Sarcophilus harrisii (Tasmanian devil)
Lineage: Eukaryota; Metazoa; Chordata; Mammalia; Dasyuromorphia; Dasyuridae
Exons: 7
Coding region: 186-1748 (520 amino acids)
Molecular function (GO): DNA binding
Source: RefSeq, a predicted model, not a curated record